AUGAACGUCGUCCUCUGCUCCCUGGUCCUUAUUGGCUCAUGCUCGGCCUUUGAGGACCUGGUCCCACGACCAGGACCGCCGAAUCCAUCCUGGGCACUCGUCGUCCUCCGCAACCAAAUGCACGCCUUCCAAGGAGUGAUCAGAAGCCGAAACAAGCACAUUCUGCCGAAAAUCUUCAACCUAACCGAAGGGACCGACGCGGAAAUGGACAAUAUCUUCGAUGCCAAUCGGGACCUCAAGUUCAACGCAAAGUCGGCGCAUUACGUGGACCUUCAAGAGAUCCACGGAUACGUGGAGGUGGUCCCGAAAAGCUUGGUCCGAGUGUUCCUGAAAUCCCGGCCGAGCAGUCCCACCGGUUGGAUCAUUGUGGAAAUGGUGAAGCAGGAGCAAAAGCUCAAAUCUUUCAUUGAUAUUGAUGGUCAAGAGAAAUAA
Messenger RNA from Caenorhabditis sp. 36 PRJEB53466, 432 nucleotides. The record is from the annotation of a GenBank genome assembly. Lineage: Eukaryota; Metazoa; Nematoda; Chromadorea; Rhabditida; Rhabditidae.